GUGUUCCGAAAACGUGUUGGACCCGAUUGGUAGUCGAAAAAACUCGAAACCUGUAGCUAUCAAAUCGUCGGCUGAAUCACUAUGCAUACAUUCUCGAAUGUGCGAGACGAUCAGUGUUAUAACCUGACUUUUUUUCGUACCUUUCCUGCACAUGAAUUUAGUAUGAGAUGAACUGUCUUAACUGAAAGGCGAAAUCGAGGCACAGUCGAAGCGUUAUAUACAUUGUUGGCCGAUACUUGGAAUCGAUAACCGGUUGCCGUUGGAACCCCUUCAAAUCAUUCUGUUUUUUCUUUUUCGAAAUUAUCACAGUUAGUGUUGUUUGUGUUUUUUUUUUAAUUUUCGCAUCAUGGCGAUUAGUAAAAAAGAACCGGAUAACGGUGUCGUUGAGUUUCAAUUUUAUCAACCGGAAAACAGGACUAAAUGGGAAGCUUUUCGAAAAGCUAUUUACGAUAAAUCGACUAAUCAGUUCCUGGGAAGAACGCCAAAAAGUUGGGGUCAACUAUUAAUUUUCUACUCGAUUUUUUACAUCGUAUUAGCAGCAUUAUUUGCAGUAUGUAUGCAAGGUCUUUUUGCCACUUUAGAUGAUAGACAACCUAGAUGGAAAUUGGGUGAAAGUCUCAUAGGAGAAAAUCCUGGUUUGGGAUUUAGACCAAUAUCUGAUAAAACCGAAGAAGGAUCUCUAAUAUGGUACAAUAUCACCAAUGGCACCACCAUUGACAAGUGGGUGGAUUUAGUUAAUACAUUUUUACAACCUUACAACGCCAACCAAUCAGGUCAAAACUUUGUUUCCUGCAAUUUUGAAAAAGGACCCGGAGAAGAUGAAGUUUGUCGAACGACUUCUAGCACUUUUGGAAACUGUACGCUUGAAAACAACUAUGGGUAUAACUCGUUUUCACCUUGCAUGUUUCUAAAAUUGAAUCGAAUUAUCGACUGGACUCCCGUUUACUACACAUCCACACAACCUGGUAUGCCCAAAGAGUUGUCAGAUCAUUUGGACAAUCUGAAAGCUGCAGGUAAAUCAGAAACCGAUCGUAUGGUCUGGGUGACUUGUAAUGGUAUCGACGAUAUCGAUAAAGAAAAUAUCAAGGGUUUCAGAUACCAUCCACCGGGUUUCGCCAGUUACUAUUAUCCGUAUAAAAACAUCAAAAAUUAUUUGAGUCCAAUAGUCGCAGUUGAAAUACUUGACUUGACACCUAACAUCGUGGUUACAAUAGAAUGUCGAGCAUGGGCAGCAAAUAUUCAAUACAGAACCGGUUUGAACAGAGCCGGCUCGGUGAGAUUUGAGAUACAAGUUGAUGGAGAAUAUAAAGCAACAACCAAACCACCGACUAUAUCUUCAAUACAACAAAAUAAUUCUACAGUUGUACCAACAACAACUACUAAAAUUGAAAAUAGUACCGCGUUUACUUCAUCGCCUACUUCCGUGACGGCUCCUUCUUAGAAUUAUUUCAUUAUUUGAAUAGAGGUUUUCAUUAAAAUUUGAGAAUGAGAAAAAAUAUAUUAAUUAGACGAACUAAAAACCCACAUUGAAUUUUAUUUUUUUUUAACCAUUUACGGCAAAGGAAAGAAAAAAACUUGAAUGCGACGCUUACUUUAUAUAUGAUGAAUAUAUAUUCGAAAGCUCGGAAAUAUAUUAAAAUUAGUACACUUUGGUGUAAUUUCGCCACAAUCCCACUACGAAAACGCUGAAAUCUCACGUUUUAAUGAAAACCUUCAAAAAAAUACUGAUAAAGUCUGCAAAGUUUCUUUUGGUUGUACCAAGUUAUUGUUCUGGUUGUUUUUAAGUUAUUAUAGAAAUAGUUUUUAUAGAUGUAGUGUUACUUUAUGUUGUGAGUCGCGUUAUUUAUAUUUUUUUGUGUGAAAUAUAUAACGUACAUUUGUUGUAACUAUGUCUCUUUAACUCUCAGAUGUACUAGUACGUAAAGUAUCAAAAAUUGAAGAGAUACUCAUAAAGUAAGAUCUAUUUUGAAAUAAAAAAAAAAAAAACAUAAAUGUAGUGAUUUUUAGCGUUUAUAAUGGUGUCAUACAAGCAUUAAGCAUUUUCUUUCACCACAUUCGCUACCCCUCACUUUGGGUACCUAAAUAAAUAAAAGUAGGUACGAAUGAAGUUAAAACUAUACGGGAAAUAAUUAAAAUGUUCUAGCCCAGAAGUUCUCAAACUAUUUUUCUCAAAAAUCACUUUAAAAUUACUUAUUACUCGUUUUAGAGUUGUAGAGCUUCCUGGGGGCGGAUAUGGACCACUUUGGGAAUCACUGCUAGCCAAAUACUGUAUUUCUUUAAACCGUCGAUCCUAUCUUCUUAUCAUUGAAACGUUCAUCGUUGUUUCUUGUACACUUUUUAAUUAAUUUCAAAUUUUCUUUUAUUCGGAAAAUCACUUAUCGAUGUAUAUUAUAAGUGAUAGUGAAUCAACUCAAACUUACUUUGCGAGUAUACCCUAUAAAUUUAUCUAGUCUCUCCAAUAUUCUUAUCAAUUAAAAAAUUUUGUAAGCACAGCUGUCAUGUUUGUUUUGUAAGUGUCCUACCAUGAUGAAAUAUAUCAGUGCCUUAAUGCAAAUCAUCGUAUAUUUUAUUACAUCACUAUUUUACAAGCAUUAAGUGUAAUAACUAAAAUAUUCCAUAUUUUUGCUACAGUAGAAUCUGAAUUUAUCGAAAAAUCAGUCGAUAUUUAUUAAUUUCAUAAUGUACGGUGAGGAUUGUGUAAAAAAAUAUCAAGUAUUCAAUUUAUUUCAUUAUAAAAUUGAAACGUUCUGUAUAUUUAUACAUUAAACCAAUUAAUUUCGACCUACUGAUGGAUAUUUAAAUUCGAUUCACCGCAGUACUUUUUAUGAAAUUAAUAAUUAUUGGACUGCAGUUUAGCAACUUCUGAAUCCACCUAUAUAGUGAUGACCCUAAGGAAUAUGAAUAAUUUCCUCCAUCCUCAUGGUUUUUAAAUAUUUAUUUGUGGAUAAAAUAAUGAAUUUCAUACUAUAUCUACGAAGUCUUUUUUUUUUCAACCUCCGAUCGCUCCGUGCAGACGCUGUAGGCGACUGCGAAGCUCUCGCACUACACAGUCCGCAAUUGUUGACAUUCAGGCGUCAGACGGCGUUGUGUUACAGCCACAUAAACAUAUCUGUCAUUAUUGAAGUCUGAAUUGCCAUUUCAGAUGAUUUUGAUGAUGAUUUGACAGAAUGGUUAAAGAAAACUACAGAUUCACCUUUACUGCUGUGUUUACGGAAUUUUCAGAAGUUUCAAGGUCUCUUUUGUACUCUACUUGAAUUCAUGAAUAUUAAAAAGCUUGUCCACUAGAAGAAAGCUUGAACUACAAGAAGCCGAAGUUAUCGUCUUCAGAGACUGAAGGUAAACAAUGCAAUUGUGAGUGUUGGUGCAGUGGGGCCGUAAAUGUUGAAAUUAAAUGAUUUCAUUUAGUUAUUGGCAGCAUUGAAGUUUUUUUAUACUGAUAAUUAAUGUAGAUAAUAAUUAUUGUUUGGUUGGGUUAGGUUUCCCAACUAUCAGUGAGUCGAUUCAUUGACAAAAUACAAUAGACAGGAAAUAAUGGAUGCACCCAUAAAAUCCCCCCAAAUAAUUUCAAAAGAAA
Messenger RNA from Diorhabda carinulata, 3574 nucleotides. RefSeq names its product sodium/potassium-transporting ATPase subunit beta-1-like. Gene Ontology annotation, biological process: potassium ion import across plasma membrane; sodium ion export across plasma membrane; intracellular sodium ion homeostasis. Lineage: Eukaryota; Metazoa; Arthropoda; Insecta; Coleoptera; Chrysomelidae. Gene Ontology annotation, cellular component: sodium:potassium-exchanging ATPase complex. The record is from RefSeq and is a predicted model, not a curated record. Gene Ontology annotation, molecular function: ATPase activator activity. Bases 347 to 1441 code for a protein of 364 amino acids. The transcript has 6 exons.